CCAUUCCACAUCAAGAUGCGUUUCUAUCUGCUCUUCUUUUUGGCCCUGAGCUGCUGCCUGCUGCACUUCUCCGUGGCUGGCGUGAAUUUGGUGCGCGGACUGGAGGCUGGCGGUCAUCAUCGCAACUCCACGGGCGCACCACCACCACGUGGUGCUCCUCCACCACCUCGAACCACCACCGCCAGCUCCACGGGCUAAAUGGAUGGGAAACACAGCAGGAGGCAGGAGAAAACUGACCAAAGCCCAUUGACGGACCAUUGAAAUGAACCCUAGCUUUUUAUAAUCCUUCACCUUCAAAAUAAAGAAAAUCGAUUGCAGCAAAGAAA
Messenger RNA from Drosophila santomea, 326 nucleotides. RefSeq lists its product as uncharacterized. Bases 16 to 198 code for a protein of 60 amino acids. NCBI's taxonomy places the organism in Eukaryota, Metazoa, Arthropoda, Insecta, Diptera, Drosophilidae. The record is from RefSeq and is a predicted model, not a curated record. The transcript is spliced from 2 exons.